Molecule: messenger RNA, 2687 nt
Organism: Lactuca saligna
Lineage: Eukaryota; Viridiplantae; Streptophyta; Magnoliopsida; Asterales; Asteraceae
Source: the annotation of a GenBank genome assembly
GGGAGAGGGGCUGUGAGCUCCAAUUUGUGGUUCCAAUCGAGUCUACGAAUCUGAUCAUUCCCGUUGGUAAAAAGGUGUUGAAAUAAAUGAACUUUUCUUAUGUUAAAAAUCAUCUUCAAUUUUCCGACGUUCUAAGCAAAUUUAGUAUCUCAAUCUGAGAAGAGAAAUUGAUGGUUCGAGAUGUUACACGAACUCCUACUGGCCUUGUUAGGCUACACUGGAGACCUAAUUAUUGACGAGAGAGAAUGCCAAGAAUCUGUUGGUUUGUCGCCGAACGACUCCAUUUCUGAUCAAUGUACGUUUAAGCUUGCUCCUGACAUCUCCUUUAUUGAACCCGAGGAGAGGGAUAUCAUUGAGAAGCUAAUCACAUUGGGGUUUUACUACCGUGAACUCGAUCGAUUUGCCACAAAAUCCCGAAAUUUAAGCUGGAUAAGGUCUAGGAACGUGUCUCCUUUAUCACGCACUUCUGAGUUAUCAAAAGAAGCUAAUGAUAAUCAGAGUGUUUAUAGGAGGGCUAUUGCAAAUGGAAUAUCCGAAAUUCUUUCCAUUUACAGAUCUACUAUUUUGCAUAUUGAACAGAAAUUGUUGUCUGAUUCUCUACCCAUCUUGGCUACAAUUACUCAAGGCCUCAAUAAGUUUCUUUUUUUCUUUCCGCCUCUUUAUGAGCUGAUUCUAGAGAUCGAUCGGGAUGGUAUCUAUGGAGGUAAACUUCUUAACCUUCUACAUAAACGAUGUCAUUGUGGGGUCCCAGAGCUUCAAACAUGUGUUCAAAGGCUUCUUUGGCAUGGACAUCAAGUCAUGUACAAUCAACUUACAUACUGGAUGGUAUAUGGGAUUCUUCAUGAUCAAUAUGGGGAAUUUUUCAUCAGCAGGCAACAACCAAAAAAUCUCGAGCAUGAAACGUCUCAUACCAACAAACUACAAAAUAUUGCAAACAAAUCUAUUGGUGAUGGAUCUAUAAGUGAUUGGUACAUGGGAUUUAAUAUCUCCUUGGAGAUGUUGCCAGAAUAUAUACCGGUGUGUGUAGCAGAAUCUAUUCUUUUUUCUGGAAAAGCAAUUAGGGUUCUUAGAAAUCCAAGUUCUUCAUUCCAGUCUGUGGAUGUGUUGUUUCAUCAAACAACAGGUCCACAGACAUUUAAAGAAUCUUUAAAGAAGGAACACUCUUUGAACACAAUAGUAGGAGAUGAACUACUGCCACAAUCAGAGGCUGAUAAGAUUGAUUCAAUGCUUAAAAAUCUACAGGAGUCGUCAGAAUUCCAUAAAAGAUCAUUUGAAGGGGCCAUUGGUUCAAUAAGAGCUAUUGCAGCAAGUCAUCUUUGGCAGCUUGUGGUUGUUCGUGCUGAUCUAAAUGGGCAUUUAAAAGCCAUCAAAGAUUAUUUUCUUCUAGCAAAAGGUGAUUUUGUCCAGAGUUUUCUUGAAGGGAGUCGUGAAUUGAUGCGCCUACCACCUCGGCAGUCGAGUGCUGAAGCUGACCUUAUGGUGCCCUUUCGGCAGGCAAGAGCAAAGACAAUCAGUGACGAUGAUAAAUAUUUUUCAAGACUCGCUUUGCGGGUGAACGUUAGGUCUUCUCAAGCAAACGUGCAAAAAGCACCAAACGGUUUUGGUGAAGUUGGUGGAGUUGGUCCUAGUCCAUUAUCAUCGGAGACAACCUUGGAUGGUUGGGAUGGUAUUUCCCUUGAAUAUUCACUUGAUUGGCCCUUACAGUUGUUCUUCACACAAGAGGUUCUUACAAGGUACCAAAGGAUGUUUCAGUAUUUACUACGGUUAAAAAGAACACAAAUGGAAUUGGAGAAAUCAUGGGCAUCUGUAAUGCAACAAGGUCACUUGGAUUUUGAGAAAAGUCAUAGUGAGCGUGUAAAGGGAAAAACAUCUCAACACAAACGACACCGUGUUAGACCAAUGUGGUGGGUUAGAGAGCAAAUGGUGUUCUUGAUACGUAAUCUUCAGUUUUAUAUACAGGUGGAUGUGAUAGAAUCUCAAUGGGAUAUAUUAGUAGCUCAUAUAAAGGAGUCUCGUGAUUUCACUGAUUUGGUUGCCUUCCAUCAACAAUACUUGUCGGCUUUGAUAUCACAAUCGUUCUUGGAUAUUGGAUCGGUAUCAAGAAUAUUGGAUGGAAUCAUGAAGCUGUGUUUGCAGUUUUGCUGGAAGAUUGAAAACCAACAAACUCAAAAUCAAACUGAAACUGAUGAUGCAAAAAACAUCAAUGAAUUGGAACGUAUAUCAGAGGAAUUUAAAAUGAAAUCAAAUUCGCUAUACACGAUAUUGCGUAGCAGUAGGCUUGCGGGAAGCCAACGAGCUCCUUUCCUUAGGCGUUUCCUUUUGCGUUUCAACUUUAAUUCCUACUAUGAGGCAACUGCUCAAGGUGUUAAUGUUAUGAAUGUGACCCGACCACAACCAACAAUCCCAGCCUUCCUACGUUUACAACUCUAAAUCUUACUACUCAUCACGACCCGUUUUCAUGGCAGAAGCCAAUCGGGCCCAUUCCUUUUUUGCUAUCAUAAAGCUUUGAAACGUAUGUUUUUUUUACAAUGGUUUAAAAUAUAAUUGACAAUAUUUUGACAAGCUAAACCUAUGAAGUAAUUCAGAGGAACAACAUUGUAAUUUACUUUAACAUAAAAGAGUUGAGAGUGAAUCUAACUAGCAUGGUCUAGUUAUUUUGGGAGGCCUUCUAUCCUCUUUCUUCAACU